CUGUCUUGUUGCCUCAGUCAUCAUCACGGAAUCCUUCGGCACCUGGCGCACCUGUCGCAGCUGUCAAUACCAGUCUCUCAGCCGCAAUUGACGCUUCUUCUUCCCUGCUUCACCACCAUCCAAACAUCUUGGCUCGCAAUUCUCAACACAUUGGUGGCCUCCAAUUGUUGCAAUAUUCUCAGCAUCUCCAAGAAAAAUAUUUCGAGAUUAAAUGAAAAUCAAUUAAAUUAAUUCAAUCAAUUAAAAAUAAUCAGGCCAUCCCGCACACCCCACCAUCCGCUCACGAACGACAAGGCCUAGGUUCCCUGCUUCACGACCAUCCGUCGCUGCAACGCAACCUCAGCCUGCCAUCCCAUAUAAGCUUGGGCCAAAUAAACUAUUCGACGCCGUCCCACUGCCUCUGCAACCAUCCUGCCUACCUACCUAACAUUCUCACCAUGGGACUCCGCGUUUACGCCGCCGCUGCCGCCCUGGUACCUGUCGCCCUACCCGCAGCAUAUCUCCUCUACCUCCACCUCAGCUCCUCCCGCGAAUGCCGCCUGGCCGAUGGCCGAUUGAGAUCUACAUUGAAAUCUCCAACCGUCACCCAAGACCCUGGGGCUGCCCCUGACGCGCAACCCUCUCCUCCCACUUCCCUUCCAGACGCUGUUCGAGACCACCUUGAUACCUGGGUUGUCUCUUACGAACGCGCAGUCUCUGCUCCCCUGGACCUAUCGACGCUAGCACUGACACCUGCAGAUGCCUCGCAGACGGAUACUCGCCCAUCGGCCUUGCUGAGAUGCUACGUCCAGGCUGCUCAUGUCGCCUUUAGCUGGACCCCCCAGGCCUUCCUCAUUCGCUCUCUCAUCAAGGACAAGGAUACGCGCGCAACUUUUGACGCGUCACGGCUACUGAGCACAAACUUUGUCCAGGGCGAUAUUGUCAAUGGCGUGUAUCGUGUGAUUGCCUACCAGGGCAAAGGACCACAGCACCCGGGACAGCCAGAGCGUGUAGAGCUUGCCCUGACGAGCCCACCCGAUUACAAGGGACCCCCUAUGGAGGGACGAAUCAUUGCGAUUGUCGAGGAGGCCGAGGAAAAGGGCUCGGUUGUGCUCGUCAACGAGACGUGGAUGUGGCGCAAGGUCGAGGACAAGCCUACCAUGUUGGAGUCAGCCGGGGGCAAGCUCUUCCACGGGCUCCUUGCGAAAUGGCUACUUACUGCUGGCAAGCAAGCUGUCGAGAAGAAAUUCACCAAGAAGAAUGAAUAAGCGAAUGCAAUGACUGCAGACUUUGCCUUGAUAUCAAGGCGUGUACAACAACUCCCCUCUCUUUCAGAAACUACACCGGCGUUUAGCACACAAGAGUGCAAUGAAUGGGCCAUUAGUAUACGAUGUUCGAUUAAUUUAAAUUCAAAAAAUAACCAUGAAAAGCAUAGCCAGAUGAACCUUCAACCCUCAAGCUUGGGAAUAAGUAUCUCAACAUCUGGAGCCUUGGGGAUAAUGAGUGGGAUAUCGGCAUUGAAAACAAUUCGUCUUCGUGAAUCGGCAUAACCACCGGGAUAGUAAUGCAGCCAUGGGGCCGUGGUGUCAUAGAAUGCAUUUCCAUGCUUAUCCGCGUUCCAGAAUAGUCUUCGUAGCCACCUGUGCAAGUUUGGAUAGUUUCCUCCGCGAAUUGUGUCCAGCGUGCAAAGCAUCGCCGUAUUAUACGCGGCAUCGAACCUUGCAAUAGUUGGAUACAGCCGAAUAUCCGCCAAAGUCAACCCAUUCCCUACGAGAUACGGCGUCUUUGAGAGCCACGUAUCAAGUUCACGCAGGGUCUCAAACAGCGGCCCAAUAUUCUCCUCAUACGAUUCUUGAGAACGUGCAAAACCAACUUUGUAUACGCCAUUGUUGAGUGUAUCAUAUACUGUCUUAUUGAUGGCGUCAAUCUCAGCCUUGAGAUUGGCUGGGUAGAGGCCGCCGUCGGGUUUGCUAGACUCACGCAGGUGCUCGGGAAUGAGGCCGUCAAACUCGGUGGCAAACAUAACAAUCAGCUCCGAUGAUUCGUUGUUGACUGGUCGGUCUGUCUUCUUAUCCCAGAGCAGAGGUACAGUAUAUCGACCGCUAAAGUUUGGAUCGUUGGACAGGUACAACUGCUUGAGCGUCGUGAAUCCCGGAUGCAGAGGAUCUUCGGGCGGGCUUCCCAUCUCGCCAGAAAAGUACCACCCGUCUUGUCCAAGAUAUGGAUGUACUUGAAUUAGUUCAAUAAUGUCUUCGAGGCCUUUGAGCUUUCUCAUAAUCAUGGUGCGAUGAGCCUGUGCCGUUGCGAUAUGUAGAGAGCAUAUCUGCCAGCCUCGGGAGGGAAUUCUGCGCCAGGCUCGCGCGAUAUGAAGCUGCGAUAGUCUGUGUCUGGGCGGGUAAAUGACCCGUCCUUGUGGUAGAUGAGGCCCUUUGACAUGGUGUUAGUUGCGACUGUGAAUGGUGGACGAUGCGCUUCGUGUUUGUUUUUUACAAAACGUGUAAUUGAAAGUAAACUUUGUAUUAAUUAUGACAGCGCGAUCAAUAUACUUAUAAAAUUCUCAAAUUGUGAUGCGCUGC
Messenger RNA from [Torrubiella] hemipterigena, 2555 nucleotides. The record is from the annotation of a GenBank genome assembly. NCBI's taxonomy places the organism in Eukaryota, Fungi, Ascomycota, Sordariomycetes, Hypocreales, Clavicipitaceae.